This is a messenger RNA of Rhea pennata, 4751 nucleotides long. It is a transcript of the gene VPS37B, whose product is annotated as VPS37B subunit of ESCRT-I. Gene Ontology annotation, cellular component: ESCRT I complex. NCBI's taxonomy places the organism in Eukaryota, Metazoa, Chordata, Aves, Rheiformes, Rheidae. Bases 22 to 882 code for a protein of 286 amino acids. The transcript has 4 exons. Gene Ontology annotation, biological process: protein targeting to vacuole; protein targeting to membrane; ubiquitin-dependent protein catabolic process via the multivesicular body sorting pathway. The record is from RefSeq and is a predicted model, not a curated record. Gene Ontology annotation, molecular function: DNA binding.
GCCGCGACGGCGGCGGCAGCGAUGGCGCUGGACGCGCGGCGCCUGGAGGGGCUGAGCCUGCAGGAGCUCAGCGCGCUGCUGGACGACGAGGGGCAGCUGCAGGAGAUGGCCCGCGAGAUGGAGGAGGUCCAAAAUGUUCAGCACAGCAAGGACAUGACUCUUGCCAGCAAUCGCAGUCUGGCAGAAGGCAAUCUUUUGUACCAGCCAAAGCUGGAGUCUUUGAAAGCAAAUUUGACUCAAAAAUAUCAAGAACUGCAAGUCCUUUUUGAAGCAUACCAGCUAAAGAAAACAAAACUAGACAGCCAAUCCAGUAACGCUUCCCUGGAGACACUGCUAGCCCUCCUUCAGACAGAGGGGGCUAAGAUUGAGGAAGACACAGAGAACAUGGCAGAAAAGUUUCUUGAUGGUGAAAUACCACUGGAUUCCUUUAUUGAUGAGUACCAGAGCAAGCGUAAACUGGCUCACCUGCGCCGCGUAAAAAUUGAGAAGCUCCAAGAGAUGGUGCUGAAGGGACAGAGACAUCCACAGGUUCAGCCGCAGGCUCCGCCAAGAGCACCUGAGACAACACCAGCCCCUCAAGCUUCCUACACUUCGGAUGCAAACGCUCCUGCUUCAGUGAUACCCCGACGAAUACCACCCCCUCCACCUUCGUCAGUCCCAGCAGGAUGCUUUCCUACUCCUUUUACUGCAGCCAUGAGUUCAGGACCAGCUGUUUCUUAUCCAGGUGCUCCAUAUCCUCCUCUUCCACCUCGAGUAGGAGUUCAGUCUGCAAGUCAAAUGCCACAGCCAGGAUACCCAUCUCAGUUUGUACCACAGUAUCCUCCAGCUCUUCCCCAAAGACCACCUCGCCUUCCACCACAUCCUGGCUUUAUCCUCCAGUGAAUAUUUUGGUGCGCCUAACUUAUGUAUUGGUGCUUAUAUUUCCUUUUUCUCCCCUGUUAGAGACUUAAUAUGUAGGCAGUGGAAAGCCUCUGUUUUUUGCACAAUGGAAUACAAAAUUCAAGCUGUGGCAUGGAGGUUUGAAAUUGCAUUCAGUAAAUGUGAUGAUUUUUGUUUUCAAAUAUCAGUGACAACUUUUUUUUUUUUCCUAGGAAGGUGAUAGGGGCUAACUUUUGUAAAUCCAGUGAGUUGUGAAACAAUGUACGGUGGAUUUACUUUACGUUAUAAAUAUCUCUUUGAAUUCUUUAGUGAUGGUAAAAUAGCAUCCUCUUCUUUUUUGAUGUAUUCCUGUCAGCCAGAUGUAUGUGUGGCAAAUAGGGAGCUGUUUGUGUCUCUAAAGAAUUCUCCAUCGGUGCUGGUAUUUGGAUGGUAACAGCCAUAUCUGGAUACUGGGCAGAGAGCUGCGGUGGAGCUCGUCAGUGUCCUUUGCAGUGCGCCUGGGCAGCUGCACUGCUGACAAGGUGCACAACCUUUUCCGAGCUCAUUGAGCGGACACUGUUCUCAGAAGAUGUCUUAUGGUUUUUAAACACUAGAAGUUACAACAGUUUAAUUUUUGCAUUUCGGUUACCUCGCACUUUUUGUAAUAAAAGUGCGCAUCCUUCCCUUUCGUAAAUAGAGCUAUAGCUUGAAAGUCCUGGUCUCUUAAAAUUAAACUAAACUGUUUGUAGUGUCAGUUUAGAGUUUUAUAGAAAUUUUACCAGGCAUUUUUAUUUCCUUGCCUAUUAUAACUGUUUCCUAUGUUUUUUUUUCUUCUCCGCAUCUUGGAUAUAGAAGUUUCUUUUCUUUUUUCUUUUUUUUUUUAAACACAGGUGCUUAGUUCUUGAUAUGAUUCCAGGAAUCUAGGCAGGGUAUUUUCUUAUUCAAAUUCAGGGUUUUCAUAUCAUUUAAUUGCCCACUUGAACCUCCACAGUUCCAUUUCAUCCUUCAGACUCGAUCUCUUGUUUGGAAGAACUAUUUUUAAUUUUCCCAUUUCAUUUAUAUUUUCAGUGUUUGGCACACUUACCUGUCUGGAAUUUGCAAUUAACAUUUCUCUGCAAGCAGUCAGAGCAGAGUAGUUUUUGGAAUUCCAUGGUGGAUGUUUGCAUCUUAAUCCAUUUUUGACUUUCUAUGCCACUGGAGGGGGAGGCUUUUUAGGGGAGUUCAGAUUUCCUCAUCAGUGUGACUCCUAUAUAUGGUGCAAGCAUGUGUGGGUAUUUUAAUCUAGACUGGGGGAGGCAAAUCUUAGCACUUGUUGCUUGCUCAGAAUAUGUCCAUAAACUCAUUAUCAGUUUCUCACAUCCACAACCAACCUUUGCCUUUGAACUAAUUAAUAGUAAUUUAAGGAACACGCAAUCUAUAAUCUGUGAUAUUCUCUGCAUCAUUUCAAAACACUUUCUUAUCAUUGUCCUGGAAUGCACUACAUUGUUUGGAAGUCUGUAUUACAAACGACUUCAGUCAAAACAGAAGAUCUGAUUUUCUCCCCCCCGCCCCCCCUUUUUUUUCCUCUACGUAAAGCCCUUGAUUGUCCCUUAAUCAUUUCCUCUGGAGUGUGGUGGUUGCUAGCAAAUACUAAUCUGAAAUUAGUCUCAUAACAGGAAGCUCCCUAUUAUGAAAAUAGGGUUAUUUGGCUUGUUUUGCCUUCUAAAGACAAAGGGCAGAAGGUUGGUCAGCGUUACUGGUGUCUGAACCAAUUCCCCACUGUAGGUCUGGAAAGUUUCUAUAGGUGUGGGGGGGUUGUGAAACAAUGUGCAUUGGAUUUGUUUGCAUAGUGUGUUUUUUCUGUAAUCUAGUGAUGAUACAGGACGUGUGUUUUAAAAUAGUGUAAUAUCUUUUCUUGGUCUUAUUUUCUCAUUGAGGCUUAGUAUAAGCAUGGUUAAUUAUUAAUGGUUUCAAAAUAAUUUUACUGUGUUAUUAGUGCUGGUAUUUGGAUGGCAACUAUUGUAUCUGAAUGUUAAACAUAAAUCUGCUGUAGAAAUGAUUUGUCUUUAAUGAAAGUGGGUGGGACUACAAGGGUGGUGAUUAAGUUCAUAAGUCUGUACUUGGAGCCUGCUACACAAACUCAAACAGUCUCAAAUUAGUUUUGCUAACAUUUAAUAAAAGCAACCAGGUAUAUUUUACACUUAUCAAGUGCCAACUUUUUUUCUGAGGGUUGAAAAACCUCAGAAGUGGUGGAGGUGAUAAGUGUAUUGUGAAUUUGCACUGCAUUUUAUGUAUCUAACUCUAUUGGUAUUAGUAGUCCAAAAAUAUUUUUACUACUUGUUAAAUUUUCUGUCUUUUGGUAUCUUUUGUGAUAACAUGACCAUUCAGGGAUACUUUAUCUAAAGCAAACUCUUGUGUAAACUAAAUACAGACAAAGGUAAUGCAAUUUUUCUGUCUGAAAGCAAAACAAUGCAUUAUUGCAUAUGCAUGUGGCUGAUGUGCCUUAGGAUCACUACUUGUGAUUGUACUAUUAGGAUAUUAGCAUUUUUAUCAUUUGAAUGGCCAUUGCUCAACUCUAAGGGCUCUUCAAGAGCACUUUCUUUUACAAAAAUGUCACCCUUAUACUUUAGAAUAAACAGAGGUGGUAUCUGCUAUUUGUAAGCUUAUAGUUGCCUUCACUGAUUGAUUAGUUUGAACAUAGUUAAUAUAACUAAUGUGAUGUUUCAGUUAUAGCAGUCUCAUAACUGAAAUCCAGCUGCUCAUGGGAAAUGUUUUGCCAUUAACUGUGUGUGUGUGUGUGUGCGCACACAAACUGAUAUGUAAAUACAUACUUGACUGCUGGCAAUGUCUAAGGGUUAAAAAGCAAAAGGACUGUGGAAAGCUGUUUAAAUCCUUUCAGAAGCAAAUGUUAUAAGACACUAAUCUGAAUGAGUAGGGUAAGAUGUGUGAUGUUUUAGCCCAUCGCCCCUGACAGCUUCUCCUAUUCUGUUACAGCUAAUAAAUUAAAUUUUACUAUGACUAAGACAUUUAGAAUCAUACUAAUUUGCACUGUUUCUAAGAUAGAUGAAAAUGCCGUAGGCAAGCUGAAACUUGAGAGGGGGUGGCUCAAAUGCCUUGCCAAAAUAUAUAGUAUUAUGUUAUCUUAAGAAUUUUUGAUUUCUGCUGCAAAUAGCACAUACUUCCCCAGAACAGUCAGAACAGAGAAGCUUCUCUUAAACAUGAAGUGGAUGCCAGGUUCAAAUUAAGAUGUGUAACGUGGCUGUAGGGUGGUGGUAGUGUCGAGAAAGCUCUCUUUGGAUGGCGUUACUUUUGCCAGUCUUUUGUAUGCAGCUUUGUAAGUUACGACAAAUUGUAUGUGGGUAGGUUUUUUUUUUUUUUUUCCUUUGGAUGAUAAUCAGCAUUGAAUGGUCCUAACUCCAAGAUGAGUUUCGCUGCACUUCAGUGCCGUCUCCUCGAGGAAACGGAGUGAAUUGUCUCUAGCGCAGCUGAUCCGCAGAGGUCACGGUUGUGGACUGCUUUGAGGAUGAGCUUUCGCGUGGUUCCAGGAGGCAGAGCCCUGGGCGCAGUCCCCUCCUGGGUAGCUGUUACGUUCAGUGCCCCAGCUUCCACCACCUCACCCGCAGCCUCUUUUGGACUGCUCUGCCUUCCCAAACUGGAAUAAUGACUUCAACGGAGAGCUCGGUUUGGAAAUUCCUCUAGCCUGAAUACAGAAAUACUUGCCUAGCGUUGAGUUCAGAGGAAGCAGAGUCGUCUUGGCACCUGAGCGCUUCCUCUGUCUAAGCCUGGACAGCCUAACAGAGGGGCAAUUUUAUUUGCCUAGCAAGUUGUGAAAUGUACGGUGGAUUUGUUUGCAUAAUUUUUUUUCUGUAAUCUACUGUGGUCUGAUUUUAAAUAAAAUAGCAAAUCUCUCCUGG